AUGUUUGAAUUUCUCGGAGAUCAGGACACUCCUCGUACUUCACGAUCCAAUAUAGAUGACGCCGAUGAAAUUGAGGAAAUUGCUGAUAUCAGGGAUACUAAUGAAAACACAACUUUGGAUACAGAAGUAACUCUAGAAAAUACAGCACAAAACUCUGUAUCUCAUGAAAAGCAGCAGGAGCCAGCCGAGAAACAACCAAUGAUAUCAAGACCCGGUAAAAAAACAACAAGCCAGAUAAAUUAG
Parnassius apollo (apollo) is the source of this 243-nucleotide messenger RNA. NCBI's taxonomy places the organism in Eukaryota, Metazoa, Arthropoda, Insecta, Lepidoptera, Papilionidae. The record is from the annotation of a GenBank genome assembly.